UUCCACUCCUCACUCAUAAAAUCAUCCAAUCAAGUAAAUGUUUUUCCUUUCGUGGAAGCAGAGAAUUUUGGGCUGGAAAUAACAAAAAAAAUCACUAGCAAAAACCCUAACCGGACCAAACCCUAGGGUUUACCCUAACCGCACCAAACCAAAAGACUCUUCCCCUCCACAAUCCCAGAAGCCAAUCAAUCUCUCUCUCAGUCUUUUCAGGCCUAUUUGUCUAUCUCUGUCUCUCAAACACAUACACUAAAACUCCCUCUUUGUGCAAUUUUUUUCUCUGAUUUUUUCAGGGUUUUUGGGGACAAUGGAGGUGGUGGGUUUGAGCUCUGUGGAGAAUAACAUGUGGGUUUUCUCUGUUUUGGAAUCUAUGGUGGUAGAGACUGUUCUUGCUGCUGGAAAGUCUCUUGCUUGCCUUAUUAUGGUGACUGGAUCACUGCUGAAUGAUGUCAGUGUGUCACCAAAAUUGACUGCAAUGGAUGGAAGGUUUCCUUUUGAAGAACUUCACAAAAGGCAACGUCCUGAUCAGGAGAACAAAGACGGUAGUGAAACAGAGGAUGAUGACGACGACGAUGACGACGAUGAUGAUGCUAAUGAUCAGGAUGAAGAUGCUGGUGAUGAGGACUUCUCUGGUGAGGAAGGGGAGGAUGAAGGAGAUCCUGAGGAUGAUCCUGAGGCCAAUGGUGACGGAGGAAGUGAUGACGAGGAUGACGAUGACGAUGAUGGUGAUGAUGAAGAUGACGAUGAGGAUGGGGAGGACGAAGACGAGGACGAAGAGGAUGAUGAGGACGAGGAGGUUCCCCAGCCACCUUCAAAAAAGAGAAAGUGAGAAUUACAUUUCAACCUAUUGCUUUCCCAUUGGAGUCAGGAGUUUGGAGUAGGGAGGGAAAACUUAGCUUGUCAGUCUGCGUAGUAGGUUAGGAUUUCAGUCUAGUUCUAAAUGGACCUCUGUUCAGGUCUUUGUUAAGGUACCAAUUAUUAUCAUUACUAUUCUUAUUAGUAAUAGUAAUAGGACCAUGUACAUCGUGGGUUCUUGUGGAAUUAAUGGGAUAUUCAUAUAUAACUAAUUAUCUAUUGAAGUUGGAAUUUUGAUGUGAGCUUUCUA
This is a messenger RNA of Quercus lobata, 1102 nucleotides long. Its product is annotated as prostatic spermine-binding protein. Lineage: Eukaryota; Viridiplantae; Streptophyta; Magnoliopsida; Fagales; Fagaceae. The coding region runs from base 305 to 826 and encodes 173 amino acids. The record is from RefSeq and is a predicted model, not a curated record. The transcript has 3 exons.